Molecule: messenger RNA, 505 nt
Organism: Phytophthora nicotianae INRA-310
Lineage: Eukaryota; Oomycota; Peronosporomycetes; Peronosporales; Peronosporaceae
Exons: 1
Coding region: 1-405 (134 amino acids)
Source: RefSeq, a predicted model, not a curated record
AUGCGCAGUUUGUUCUACAUUGCAGUUGCAGUCGCGGUCUUUGCCCGCAGCAGUGCCGUCGCAGCGUUCACGAAUGCCGACGAUUCUCAGCUCUUGUCGAAGACCACUCCCGACUUCGCGACCGAUGCUAUGGCCAGUAGUGACUCCCGGAAGAGAUUUCUACGGGCCACUGAUCCGGAAGAUGGCGACUUGCAAGCCGAUGAUGAAGAGCGAACUAAGUUUAAGAGCCUCGCUGAUAUCAUUAAGCACCUGGACGACCAAGAUAUGAAACACGUCGCCGGCAUUUUAGCGAACAUGGAUGAUAUUCAUCACAAGAAUGUGCUUGCGAAAGCACUGGAAAGCGGUCGAAUCACGCAGAAGAACUACGACGACGCCAUUGCUGCUCUACAACGCACGUCAAAGUAAGAGACGAGAGCGUCGUGCACAGCGGUUAAGGGAAAACGUUGAGAGCGAUUAAUACCGUUUAGCGUUUGUUAAACUAAAUCACUGUCAAAUAAAGUUGCUG